AUGCUUUGUUUAAAAAUCAUCGCAUUUCGAAAAUCAAAUAAGCUGGCCAUCUAUGUAGACGUAACUCCUUUCACGCCCUCUUUUCCUAUAAAAGAAUUCAAUGCCUGUACUUACAAUGAAUUGGCUCUUCCAAACGCCCUCCGAACUCCCUUAACGGCCUCCAAACACACUGCAUCCUUACCUCUUGAAGAACUCUCUGAUUCUGAACAACAGACUACCGCUCUCACCGGACUUUUUCCAUUACGAGCCGCUAUCGAGCUUACUUUCGACUACAAAUACACCGCCAGUGCUCUUUUUCGACCUUCGGCGGCCUCGAAUGUCCCACUCUCAACCACCUUGACAUCUCCAUCGACUGCUGCAACCACCGGAACUCCGGAUACGCCAGUCAAGUCUAAAAUCUCAGAAAUCUCUUCGAAUAAGCCUAGUGUUAUGCUGAGCAGUAAAUCGGCUACAGAAAUGCCUGCACCUUCAGCUCCUCUAGUUUCGAGUUCUUUGCUGGAGUCUUCGGCAUUGUCUGAGGCGAUACAUCACGUUCGCUUAAUUCUGUUACUUCAACUAGGCAUGAUGCAAUGGACUGCUACAGCCUGA
Protopolystoma xenopodis is the source of this 588-nucleotide messenger RNA. The record is from the annotation of a GenBank genome assembly. Lineage: Eukaryota; Metazoa; Platyhelminthes; Monogenea; Polystomatidea; Polystomatidae.